AUACACACUAUAUUGCCAAAGGUAUUGGGACACCCCUCCAGAUCAUUGGAUUCAGGCAUUCCAAUCACCCCUAUGGCUACAGGUUUAUAAAAUCAAGCACCUACAAUAGGCAUGUAUACUGCUUCUACAAACAUUUGUGAAAGAAUGGGUUGCUCUCAUGAGCUCAUUGAAUUCAAGAUUGGUAGCAUGAUAGGUUGCCACCUGUGCAAUAAGUCCAUCUGUGAAAUUUCCAUGCUACUAAAUGUUUCACAGUCAACUGUUAGUGCUAUUGUAACAAAGUGGAAGCAACUGGGAACAACAGCAACUCAGCCACGUAAAAUGACAGAGCAGGGUCAGAGCAUGCUGAAGCGCACAGUGCGCAGAAGUCGCCAACUGUCUGCGGGGUCAAUAGCUAAAUACCUCCAAACUCUGUGUGGAAUUCAGAUUAGCAAAACAGUGUGUAGAGAGCUUCAUGGAAUGGGUUUCCAUGGUCAA
Molecule: messenger RNA, 474 nt
Organism: Staurois parvus
Lineage: Eukaryota; Metazoa; Chordata; Amphibia; Anura; Ranidae
Source: the annotation of a GenBank genome assembly